AUGCGACCUAGCAACAAAAAGCAUGUUGUAGUAGUCGGCGGCGGCGCUGCCGGUAUGUCUUGCGCGGCGACGCUGGCAAAUCACCCCGACAAAUUCAAGGUCACUCUUCUUGAAAGAGGCGAGGUUGUUGGCGGACAGGCCACCUCAAUCCCCAUCGAUGAGCAGAAAUACGGUGCACCGUGGAUGAACAACGGUGUCCAGGGAGGUUCGCAAAUCUUCAAGCACACAUUCAACUUCUUCAAGCAGUAUGACCAUCCACCACAGGAAGUCUCUCUGCAGGUCGCGUUCGGCAAAGGCGUGGACGGCUUCUGGACCAAUGUCUUCCCCAGUAAGCUGAUCGCCAAGUAUGACAAGGACAUUAAACGAUUCGGCUUCUUCCUCAAAUUCAUCAGGUGGACCAUGCCGUUCUUUGGGCUGAUUCCUAUCCGUAUCAUGCUGCGCGUCUUUUUCUUCAGCAAAGACUUUGGCGACAAGAUGGUAUACCCUCUCAUCGCCCUCUUCCUUGGCACAGGAAACCAAACAGCCAAUGUCCCGUCCGCCAUAGUUGAGCGGCUCUUUCAAGACCCGAACAUGAAGUUAUGGGAUUACGAUGCGGAGACACUGCUACCAAAUCUGCCAACCAUGGUCACUUUCGACCAUCUCGACGAGUUCUACCGCAAGUGGCGGGUUGACCUCGAGUCCAAGGGAAUCGCCAUCCGCACUCGCACUGAAGUCACUACGGUCAUCUCGCGCAGCAGCGAUGGAGUCAAGCUACGGAUACGAGACCUUUCCAGUAGCGAGACUACCGACGAGGAAUUUGAUGACAUGGUCCUGUGUGUUCUUGCCGAUGAUGCUUUGACAAUUCUCGGGCGCUCAGCUACGUUCAAGGAGAAGUUCGUUCUGGGCGGUGCUGCCUUCUACGAUGACAUUACGGUCACUCACACGGACAAGGACUAUUUCGAGAGGCACUACGAGACACACUUCAAGCCGGAGCUAUGUGCCGAGCCGCGAUCGGACGAUCAGAAGAAGCAAGUUGAGUUUGCAAAGGGAGAGGACAAGAACGGACCGUUCAGACCCAUGUACUACACGUACACGUAUCAGUCAGAUCCACGACUCAUCGAAAUGAGCUUCAAUUGCAGCAACUAUCAGCAUCAGCUAAAGACAGCCAACGCCAAAACAAACGAAGCAUUCGAGCCCGUGUAUCAGUCCAUCUUUUUGAAUAAGCAACAGAAGCACCUAUGGACGAUUAACGACAUUGACGAGAGCAAGGUUAUCAAGCGCAACUGGUGGCACCAGCUAGGCCAUAGAUGGCAACACUAUAACAUGCAUGAGCUAGCCUGCGUCAGCGGCAUCGCCGCAGCGUAUCGUCUGGGAGCAGACUACAUCAAUUUUGAUGACUUUGCAACGGAUUUCUUCUCCAAAUAUCUGAUGCUGUCUCACGGAGUGUUCUACGGGCGCGAGGAGAAGAAGAGGGGACACGCCAAGAGAAGAUGA
Molecule: messenger RNA, 1473 nt
Organism: Emericellopsis cladophorae
Lineage: Eukaryota; Fungi; Ascomycota; Sordariomycetes; Hypocreales; Bionectriaceae
Exons: 3
Coding region: 1-1473 (490 amino acids)
Molecular function (GO): oxidoreductase activity
Source: RefSeq, a predicted model, not a curated record